Messenger RNA from Vicia faba (fava bean), 2220 nucleotides. The record is from the annotation of a GenBank genome assembly. Lineage: Eukaryota; Viridiplantae; Streptophyta; Magnoliopsida; Fabales; Fabaceae.
AUGCCGGCGGCUGGUAUGAAGCGGUCCACUAGAGCAUUCGGAGUGGUUAUGAAGGGAUCCGACUCGGGUCGGGUUCUCCGGUCCGGCAGACGGUUAUUUCCAGAACAAUCAGUCGAAGAGAAGACCAAGAGAGGGAACGUAGGAGAUGAUUGGCCGAAGCAGCCACUUCCAUCUAAAGAAACGCCCGUGCCCAAAAAGACGGAUAGAGGCGAAAGGGCGGUAGGGGAUGGUGUUAAGGUUGACAGGAUGUAUGGUAUUGUGUAUAGUAGAAAGCGGAGAAGGAUUGCCCGUUCUUCAAGAUUGAAACUUUAUGAAAAGAAAACAGAAGAAACGCUUCAGAGUGGCGUGGGAAGUGUGCUUUCUAUUGUUGUGAAGCCCUGUGCUAGAAAAAAUGGUAGAUUUUUGUCUUUGUUGGUUUCGGCGUUGAGGUACAUGUCCAAGGUCACAGUUACAUUACCUGAGCUUUUUGCCUUUUUUAUCUCUCAAUCGGUUCAUGCUGCCUUUGAUUCCCAGGGUGUAAAUUUUUUGCAGGGUUCUCCUCCUGCCAGCACUGGAAUCUGCUGUUUUUUUGGGAUCAAACAGUUUAUUCCGUUGCUCUCUGUAGACUUUUCUGCUGUUCCGGUUUAUUUUGAGUAUCUGCAUUCUGCAAUGGUUUUAGAUUCUUUCUAUAGGUCGUUUUUUAUUGUAAAUAGUUCAAUAAAUGCACAUAGUGAAGAUGGGGAUGAUUUGGAGGUAAUUGAUUUCCCAGAAUACAAAGAUAAACUACAGAUUUCGUUAGAUACCAUUGAAAGAGAACCUUCCGAGAGUGAAACUGUUAUCCCGGAUGUUCUUGAAAUCAAUGACAGUUUAUCCACACCUUCCCCUGCCAAGGGCACCAGGCAAGCCCGUAGCCGUAAUGGACAGUUUAGAAGUGUUAUGGGCUCUAAAGGCAUUCAGAAGAGGAGGAGUUCACUCAGGAAAAGGAAAGCUAAUAGCCCUUUAACCAUGACUUUACGCAGAAGUAAUAGAGCAGUAGCUUCAAAUUUAGUGGGUGGUAAAAAACGCAAUAACCAGUUGUCUGGUAUGACCUCCAGCAUGAGGCUGAGAAGUUUAACCAAUGGGAAUACUGCUGGAAGCUUGAAAAAAGCAAGUUCUGCCAUAGUAGAUUCUACACAUAGUGUAGAGUCUUCUCUCUGUUCUGCAAACAUAUUGGUUGUAGAGUCGGACAGGUGUUACAGGGAAGAUGGAGCAUGUGUCACUUUAGAGGCCUCUGUUUCAAGAGAAUGGCUUCUCACUGUAAAGAGAGAUGGAUUAACAAGAUACACCUUCAAAGCCGAAAAAGUGAUGCGAUCUUGGUCAUCCAGUCGGUUCACUAAUGCAACAAUGUUUUCAUUAGAUAAUGGUUGGAAGCUGGAGUUUACCAACCGCCAGGACUUCUCUCUCUUUAAAGCCCUCUAUAAGCAGUGUUUUGAUCGAAAUAUCCCUGGUCCUGUUGCUAAAUUUAUUCCAGUACCAGGUGUGUAUGGAGUCACUUCCUAUGCUGAAAGUACCAAUUUUAUCUUCCAGAGACCAGCUGCUUAUAUAUCUGUGCAUGGUGAUGAGAUAACUAGAGCAAUGGCAAGGAAAACUGCAAAUUAUGACAUGGAUUCUGAUGAUGAAGAAUGGCUGAGAAAGCUCAAUUUAGAGUUGCAAGAAUGCGUUUCAGAGGAUAGUUUUGAGUUAAUCAUUGAUGCUUUUGAGAAGGUUUAUUUUUGUAAUCCAGAUGAUUCCGUUGAUGUAAAAUCUGCGGUUAGUAGUCGUCAGGAUCUUGGUAGCAAGGAGGUUAUCGAAGCUGUAUAUACCCAUUGGAUCAGGAAACGGAAGCAAAAACGCUCUUUGCUAAUUAGGAUUUUUCAGAAUCAUCAAUCAAAGAGAGCAUCACUUAUUCCCAGGCCUUUGCGAAAGAAGAGGUCAUUUAAGAGACAGCCAGGUCAGUCUGGCAGAAGCAACCAGCCAAGUCUGCUGAGAGCAUUUGCAGCUGAACAAGAGGCGUUGGAAGAGACUGCAAUGCUUAGGCUUGAAGAAGCUAAAGCCUCAGCAAAGGCAUCCAUGGAAAUAGCCAUUAAAAAACGCAGAAGAGCUCAGUCUCUUGCUGAAAAUGCGGAUUUGGCAACCUAUAAGGCUGUAAUGUUGAUUAAAAUAGCUGAAGCAGCUGUGGCUACAGGAUCAGUAGAAGUUGGGGCCAAAUACUUUCUUGAUUGA